CUCCAGGCAGCCUCCUCAUCUGGUCUUUCACAUUUCAGGCACCAGACAGACACAGCAAGCAUGAUUGCUUUCCCUCUUCCCAUUUCUGCUGUAUUUCUGACUGCUGUUACUCUUGGGGUCUCUGGCCUGGACACCUACAUUGCAGCUGUCUAUGAGCAUGCGGUUAUACUUCCUGGAGCCACUCCAGAACUUGUCCCUCCAGAAGAUGCCUUGAAACUGAUGAACCAAAAUCUAGAUGUCUUGGAAGGAGCCAUCAAAGCAGCUUCUGAACAGGGAGCCCAUAUCAUUGUGACUCCUGAAGAUGCCAUUUAUGGCUGGGUCUUCACAAGAGAAACCAUCUAUCCUUAUCUGGAGGAUAUACCUGAUCCUCAGGUCAACUGGGUUCCGUGCAAUGAUCCUGAAAGGUUUGGAUUCAACCCAGUGCAAAAAAGACUCAGCUGCAUGGCAAGGAACUACUCCAUCUAUGUGGUUGCCAACAUGGGGGACAAAAAACCAUGCAACUCCAGUGAUCCCAAGUGCCCCAGCGACGGUCGGUAUCACUACAAUACAGAUGUGGUUUAUGACUCGGAUGGGAAAUUUGUGGCACGUUAUCACAAGUACAACCUAUUUGCAUCUGAAACCUACUUUAAUUAUGCCAAGGAUCCACAGUUUAUUCACUUCAAUACUCCCUUUGGGAAGCUUGGUGUUUUCACUUGUGCUGAUAUGCUCAAUUUCGGGGAACCUGCCGUGUCACUGGUGGAAAAGUUCAGAGUAGACACUGUCCUCUUUCCAACCGCUUGGAUGAAUACGCUACCUCUUUUGUCUGCUGUUCAGUACUACUCAGCCUGGGCUAUGGGGAUGCGUGUCAACCUCCUCGCAGCUAACAUACACAAGCCCAGAUGGGACAUUACUGGGAGCGGCAUCUUCGCACCUGAUGGCCCCAGGGCAUAUCACUUUGAUAUGAAAACACAGAAUGGUAAACUGCUGGUUGCAGAACUGGAUGCGUACCCCCGUCUUUCACCCACAUUUCCUCCUGCUGUGAACUGGCAUUUAUAUGCAUCAAGUGUAAAGCACUUGUCUCCAGAGAGUCCGGUUUUUAUUGGAACCAUCUAUUUUGAUAAUUUCACUUUCACGGAACUAUCACAAGAAGCAGGGAACUACACUGUCUGCCAAAAUGGUCUUUGCUGCCAUUUGAACUACAGGAUGGUGGAAAAGCGAGAUGAUGAAGUUUACGCAUUGGGUGCUUUCGAUGGGCUUCAUGUAAUUGAAGGGGAGUAUUACCUGCAGAUCUGCACAUUACUGAAGUGUAACAACACAGAUGUGAAAUCAUGUGGGCAGAAAGUAGAUACUGCUCGUACAAGGUUCGAUUCCUUUUCCCUCAGUGGGACAUUUAACACCACUUAUGUGUUUCCUGAAGUCCUGCUCACUGAGACUCAGCUGGCCCCUGGAGAAUUUCAGGUAUUGACUGAUGGACGGCUGGUAAGCAAGCAUCGCAUAUCCAAGCCAGUCUUAACUGUGGCUCUUUUUGGAAGGUGGUAUGAAAAAGACUCUCCACAUCCACUGCACGCUUCUCCAUGAGAUCACCUUUAAUUGUAUUGUCCUAUAUUCAGUAUUCUCAAGUGUUCAUCUAGUUGCUACAUUUUAUGUCUGGUUUCCUGAAUUCUCUUGGGGCAAAGGGGUUACAACAAAAGCACAAAUAGACAGUAUCAACAUUCCAGUGUAAGACAAACUGGGCAAGUUGUUGGACUACAGGUUCCCAUAAUUUUCAGCCAUCAGGACCAUUGGUUGGUUGUGAAUUAUAAAAGUUGUUAUCACACACAUCUGCUGGUGUCCAGGUUGGGGAAAACUGCUAUAAUUCAUAACCAUGAUCAUGACUUUAUUAAGAUUUGUACUUUUCUGUGAAUGAAAUGGUAGCCAAAUGAAAUCUCUAUUUUGAGACUGGUGGGUGAGGGGAAAUCACCCUAGUUAGGGGUUAUUUUUGAAUCCAACUUGAACUAAACAGAGUAUACAUAUAGAAGAGA
Molecule: messenger RNA, 2000 nt
Organism: Varanus komodoensis (Komodo dragon)
Lineage: Eukaryota; Metazoa; Chordata; Lepidosauria; Squamata; Varanidae
Product: pantetheinase-like
Exons: 7
Coding region: 61-1557 (498 amino acids)
Molecular function (GO): hydrolase activity, acting on carbon-nitrogen (but not peptide) bonds, in linear amides
Source: RefSeq, a predicted model, not a curated record